CCGCUUUGAUAGGGUACUUGGAGGCGAAGGAAACGCCCGAGGAAUCUCGACUGGUUUUAAAUAAAUAUACGGAAAGUAUAGAGUCCCGGUACGGUGGUCUCGCCAUUCCUUUCCCCUCCCCUGCCUUGUAGUUCCCUUCUCCCUAUUUCGGCCAAUAACCAUUAGAAGAUGACUGUCCAGUCGGUUUUCCGAUCCCUGCGAGAGGUUUUCCCGCAAGUUGAUCUUCGUAUAUUAAAGGCUGUUGCCAUAGAACAUCCUGAGGAUGUUGAUGCUGCAGUUGAAUUUAUUCUUUCAGAUGUUUUACCAAAUGAAAUGGAAGGUUUACGUGCUGAAGUUGGGCUGGGCAAGCAGGCUGUUCCAGUGGGACAUGAAGAAGUUGAUGAAGUCAAUAUGACUCUGCUUACAGAAGGAGAUUUAGCAAGACGUGGAAGAGCUUCUGAUCAUGAUACAGAUUCUGCUGUUGUCAAUUCAUCUGGUAUGGUGGAAGCAGUUGAUGAAGCUUCACAAGUUGGAUAUGCAGGUGAUCCAAAGGAACCGAGUUUUUUCAUGCCUUGUGCUGAAUGCUUUGAAGCAAACAUUUAUCCAAGUCCCCAUCUGUUACCAAAUUUAGUGGAUAAUAGAACUGGUUUCACUUCUGAUGUGAAGAAUGAUGCUCCUCAUCUUGACGGCUUCCAGUGUAAAACAAUGGUUGAUGCUGACCUUUCUGAUGCCCAUAGUGAAAAUAACUCCGACAAAUUAACCUCCAAUGCCAAACUUGAACAGGAUUCUUUGGGUGAACACCUUCAGUCUUGCAUGAAAGUAGCAGAAAAUGCGAAUGAUGCUCUGCAUCUUGGUGAAGAUUUGUACGAGUUGAAUGCUAAAAAAUCCAUUGAAGCUGUUAUUUCCGAUGUUAAGAAUCCUUCAUCAGCAAAUGUUGAAAAGAAUCCAGAUCAAUUGGAGUAUGGAGCUGCUUUAGAAGUUGAUAUUAACCAUUAUGCAAGUGAAUCUGAAGUGCAACAAUCCCAAUUUUCAGUUGAACCUGCUACGAGUCAGGCUUUAUAUGGGUUAGUAGCUAAUGAUACUGCUGCAUCUACUUUUAUCUCUGGUGAAGAUACCUUGCAGAUGGUUUGUGAGAAAAGCUCUGAUUUUAUGGACACUGGUGCUGGAAUACAGAAGGAUAUUGAUGGUACUAGUAGCGAAGAUGAAGAACAGCAGUCGAAGUGUUUAUCCAAGGGUGGUACUGAUUUGUUAUCUAUCGAGAGUGAGCUGCCUUCUGUUGAUGUACCAUUCACAUUAGCUACUCGGUCAGGCCAUCUUAUUAGCAUUGAGUUUCUGGAAGAAUUUAUUACUGAUGCCAAAAACAAUAAGAAAAACUUGUUGUCUGCCAAGGAAUUGGUGACUAAUUUGAUGAAAGAGGUAGAGCAACUUGAGGAGAGGGCCAAACAGACCAAGGAGGAGGCCUUGACUGCUGGUCAAGAUAUUCUUCUCCAGGUGGAUGAACUCAAGCAGAUGUUGAAGCAUGCAAAGGAAGCAAAUGACAUGCACACAGGAGAGGUUUAUGGUGAAAAGGCUAUUUUAGCAACUGAAGCUCGGGAGCUUCAAUCUCGACUUCUCAAUUUGUCAGAUGAACGGAAUAAAUCUCUUUCAGUCAUUGAGGAGAUCCGCCAAGCUCUUGAAGCACGAAGAUCUGCUGCAGAGGAAAAAAUGGCAGCAGCUGAGCAGGAAAAGCUUGAAAAAGAAGAAUUGGCUCGAAAGGCUCUUCAUGAACAAGAACUCAUCAGGGAUACAAUAGCAGAAGAGUCAAAAAAACUGCAACAAGAGGCAGAGGAGAACUCCAAGUUGAGGGAGUUCUUGAUGGACCGUGGUCACAUUGUUGAUGCAUUGCAAGGUGAAAUAGCUGUUAUCUGUGAGGAUGUGAUGUUGCUCAAAGCAAGAGUUGAUGGCCGCAUACCUCCUAGUAAAUCACAAAGAUCACCAACUUCCAGCUUGGCAUCGUCAUCCAGUUCGUCAUGCCAUGAGAGUGUACAUUCAUCAGAUAGGGUCCUCAGUCAUGUGGAAUUAGAUGACCAAGAUUCCUCAAAGGGGCAGCAGCAAGAAAGUAGCAAUAAUAAUGAUGCGGAGAUCUGUGUUGGUCGCAAGAUCUCUGUGCCUGCAGAUGAUGAUUGGGCAUUUUUCGAAUUUGAGGGUUAGACGUACAGCUGAACCCUUAGCAAGGAUGCCAGAGACAGCUAAGACUUGAUGAAGUUUUCCUCCAGUUUUCAUGGCAUUUACUCGGUUUCUCUGGAAAAUGAAGUGUUGGAACAUCAGCUCAGAGUAUUUUAUAUAAAUAAUUGAUUGUAAAUAUAUUGUCGCAUAUAGAUUUCUAUCUUUAUUUCAAAUCUGAUUACUAGUUAAAUUGAAGUUAAUGCAGAGCAGGAGUUAAAUGUAAGGUCUACCGAAUUAGGCCC
Molecule: messenger RNA, 2426 nt
Organism: Phoenix dactylifera (date palm)
Lineage: Eukaryota; Viridiplantae; Streptophyta; Magnoliopsida; Arecales; Arecaceae
Molecular function (GO): ubiquitin binding
Source: RefSeq, a predicted model, not a curated record